UUGAUAGAAGGUAAUGGCGAGUUCUUAUGAAUCGACGCCAGAGACAACAAACGCAAACAGAGCAUGUCGAGUUGUACUCGGUCCCUGCACGGAUGGUCUACGUGACUUAUUGCGUCACUACGUCCCACCACACUCAUUUCAUCAUGUCAUUAAACAAAACAAGCUUAAUCUUCCUCGACUUAACAGCGAUCAGCGAGACCUCAUCUUACCACGAACUGGGAACUAUACUGGAAACUAUGGUGAUAUGGACAUUUCAUUACUGUAUAUCUUAUUGAGGAAUAUAUCUAGCAUACCACCACACUCCAAUGACUGGGGUAACGAUCCUGACCCUAGCGACAAGAGCAUCUCUGCCAACAUUGAGAGGAUUCGAUUGGUUCGGAAUCGUUGUGUUCACUCAUCUGAUCCAUCCAUGUCCAUCUCAGACUUUAAUUCCAUUUGGUCCACCAUUAGGUCUGCAAUGGUAGAUCUGGAUGCCUUCCUCAUGAAUGGAAACAAAUAUGAAAAAGGGGUGGAUUUCCUACAUAGCGAGUCGAUGGACCCUGAAAAUGACCUACAUUAUGAAGAAGAACUGAAGAAGCAGGUGGAGGAAGAUAAGACGACCAGGAAAAUGAUGGUCAGCCUUAAAGGUAUGGCAAUAUUAUGCAAUAUCAGUUUUGAUUUUUGUAAGAGUAUUACUAGGAAGUUUGAUGAAACUGCAGAGGAAAUAAAGAAGUUGCAUGGUAAAGUAGUGAAACUAACUGAGUCCCCCAUCCCACCAAAUGUGAGAGAGCAAUACGAUAUUGAGGUUCAGAGAUGGAGAGAGGAAGACAAGCUUUACUAUGAAACCCACAGCUUCCCGUCGGUGAUGCAGAAAGUGCGAAACCAACCAUACGUAACAUUUGUUGGUGUACCUGGGUCUGGGAAGUCUGCCACGGCUCACCACAUCGCCCUCAAGCUCCAGGAAGAAGGUUACGAGGUUGUACCAACCAAAGACAUCAGGAAGAUGGAGGACUAUGGUGACCCCAGGAAUCCGCAGGUUUUUGUUAUUGAUGAUGUGGUGGGUGUCUUUGGUCUCCACAAAACUAAUUUAGAUGUGUUGACUAAUUAUGAAAAGAAAAUAACACAGCCUUGCAUGGAUAAGUCUAGAACUUUGAUGACAUGUAGAGAGGCUGUGUUCAAUGAGACACUGUCUUACAAACCAUUCCUUACCAAAGAUGAGAAUGUGAUUAAGUUACACAGUUCUUACAAUGCAUUAGAUGACAAAGACAAAAAUCAGAUACUCAAGAAGUAUGGUUUAAAGAAAAAUCUAAUAUCGCCUGAAUUGCUGAAAUCAACAUCUCACAUGUUUCCCCUUCUCUGUAAAUUAUUUUCAAAGGAAACAAAAUUCAAAGCUCUUGGUCCAACGUUUUUCCUGAAUCCAGUCCAAUGUAUCAUUGAUGAACUUGAUGAUAUGCAAAGACAUAACAAACUGAAUUAUGCAACACUUGUUUUGUGUAUGUUAAAUGAAAACAGCAUCUCUAAAGACAUUUUAAAAGAUAAAAAAAAUGAACAUUUCAUGAAGAUGAAAUAUGAUACUUUGGAAAAUUGUGAAUUAGAAAACCAAACUGAUGCAUUCAAGUUUGUGAAAGUCUUGUCAGCAAUGGAGGGGACAUACACAAAACAUUGUGGUGCACAAUACACAUUUAUGCAUGACUCCAUGUUUGAAAUAUGUGCUCAUCAGUAUGGCAAACAGUUUCCUGAACAAAUGUUGUUGUAUAUGAGUAGUAGUUAUAUUGCUAAUUAUAUCAAACCCCAGACAAGUGAACCAGGUAUUGUUAACAAAAUGAAAGAGAAACAGAGUGAUUCUCAAUCUAGUAAGGGGGGUGAGAGUAGCAAUAAUAGUGAAGGAAAAGAGAAGGAGAGCGAUGAUAAAAACAAUGAGAGAGGGGAAUCGUUUGAUCUGUGUAUAAGGUUACGCAAGGAUCAGUAUCCACUUUUAGCAGAUAGAUUGUACAGAGACAUACAGAACAUGGAGCUGUAUGAUGUUUUCGGAAAUCAGGUUUUAAAACACCCUCAGGUGUGUCGGACAUUUAUUGAUGUGCUAGAAACAAAGUCAUACACAGAUUUAAAAUCCUUAUUUCUGUCCAGUCAGGGAAAGGUAGAUAAGAUAGUGAGUAAACGAGGGUGUGUGGAGAAGGAGAUGCUGUUGGAUCAGAGGCGAAAACUAGUUAAUAAGGGGAAAAUAUUUUGGAAUGAAUACACUUACAAUGUGAGAGUGAUCAGCUGGGUGAUUUACUAUGGACAUAAUCAGAUAACAGAGUACAUAGUACAACAGACUGAACAGCACAAUGGAAUAAGUGAAUUAUUUGAGAUAACAGGAAAUUCUUCACAUCAGUCAAAUUCAGGGAUAGAUACAUGUAUUAAACAGGAAAGUGAAAACAAUAGGUUAAUAGAAGAGUACAGAUUACUUCUGUUGAGUUGUUAUAGUGGUGAUGUACAGACAGUCAGACUUCUAAUACCUGUCCGUAAGAAAGCAAUCAAUGGGAUAGAUCUGAUCAGUCAGGAUAUGGUCUGGUGUGUCCCUUCACCUCUUAGUGCUGCCUGUUAUGCAGGAUAUGUGAGUGUGGUGGGGGAGCUGGUGAAGGCGGGGGCUGAUUUUGGACAUGUGAAUGUGGUGGGGGAGCUGGUGAAGGCGGGGGCUGAUAUCAAUCUACAGGAUAGAUACGAGAAUACACCACUAACAGCCGCAAGUAACAGAGGACAUGCGAGUGUGGUGGGGGAGCUGGUAAAGGCAGGGGCUGAUAUCAAUCUACAGGGUAAAGACGGGAAUACACCACUAACAGCUGCAUGUGAGAGAGGACAUGUGAAUGUAGUGUGGGAGCUGGUGAAGGCAGGGGCUGAUAUCAAUCUACAUAAUAAAUACGGGGAUACACCAUUGAAAGUUGCGUGUAACAGAAGACAUGUGAGUGUUAUGUGGGAACUGGUGAAGGCUGGGGCUGAUAUCAAUUUACAGGAUAAAUGCGGGAAUACACCACUAACAGCUGCAUGUUACUUUGGAUAUGUGAGUGUGGUGGGGGAGCUGGUGAAGGCGGGGGCUAAUAUCAAUCUACAGAAUAAAUACGGGGAUACGCCUCUGACAGCCGCAAUUACGAGAGGACAUGUGAAUGUGGUGGGUGAGCUGGUGAAGGCGGGAGCUGAUGUAAAUCUCGAGAUUAAAGACGAGAAUAUAGCACUGAAAACUGCAAGUGAGGGAGGACAUAAUAAUGUCAGGGAUACACCGCUGAUAGCUGCAUGUAGGAGAGGACAUCUGGGUGUGGUGGAGGAGCUGGUGAAGGCGGGAGUUGAUGUCAAUCUACAGAAUAAAUACGGGAAUACACCACUGACAGCUGCAUGUCAUGGAGGAUAUGUGAGUGUGGUGGGAGAGCUGAUGAAUGCGGAGGCUGAUGCCAAUCUACAUAAUGAAUACGGGAUUAGGCGACUGAAAACUGCACGUGUUUUAGGACAUGUGAGUGUGGUGGGUGAGGUGGUGAAUGUGGUGACUCAUAUCGGUCUACAGAAAAAAUAUGGGAAUACACCGCUGACAGCUGCCUGUGAGGAAGGACAUGUGAGUGUGGUGGGGGAACUCUUGAGGGCCGGGGCUGAUGUCAAUCUUCAGGAUAAAUACAGCGCUACACCACUAAUAGCUGCAUGUAAGCUAGGACAUGUGAGUGUGAUGGGGGCGCUGGUGAAGGCAGGGGCUGAUGUAAAUCUACAGAAUGAAUACGGGAAUGCACCACUGACAACUGCAUGUUUGUUCGGAGAUGUGAGUGUGGUGGGGGAGCUGGUAAAGGUUGGGGCUGAUAUCAAUCUACAGGAUAAAUACGGGAAUACACCAUUGACAGCUGCAUGUAAGAGGGGGCAUGUGAGUGUGGUGGGGGAGCUGGUGAAGGCUGGGGCUGAUAUCAAUCUACAGGAUAAAUACGGGAAUACACCACUGACAGUUGCAUGUAACACAGGAUAUGUGAGUGUCGUGGGGGAGCUGGUGCAGGCAGGGGCUGAUAUCAAUCUACAGGAUAAAUACGGGAAUGUACCACUGAUAAUUGCAUGUUUGUUCGGAGAUGAGAGUGUGGUGGGGCAGCUGGUGAAGGCGGGGGCUGAUAUCAAUCUACAGGAUAAACACAGGGCUACACCACUAAUAGCUGCAUGUAAGUUAGGACAUGUGAGUUUGGUGGGGGAGCUGGUGAAGGCGGGGGCUGAUAUCAAUCUACAGAAUGAAUACGGGUAUACACCACUGACAGCUACAUGUAAGAGAGGACAUGUGAGUGUUGUGGGGGAGCUGGUGAAGGCGGGGGCUGAUAUCAAUCUACAGGAUAAAUACGGGAAUACACCAUUGAUAGCUACAUGUGAGGGAGGACAUGUGAGUGUUUUGGAGGAGCUGGUGAAGGCGGGGGCUGAUGUCAAUCUACAGGAUAAAUACGGGAAUACACCACUGACAGCUGCAUGUAACUUAAGACAUGUGAGUGUGGUGGAGGAGCUGGUGAAGGCGGGGGCUGAUGUCAAUCUACAGGAUAAAUACGGGAAUACACCACUGAUAGCUUCAUGUUUUUUCGGACAUGUGAGUGUUUUGGGGGAGCUGGUGAAGGCGGGGGCUGAUACCGAUAUACAGAAUAAUGACGGGGAUACACCACUGAUAGCGGCAUUUAAGAAAGGACAUGUGAAUAUAUUGGAGGAGCUGGUGAAGGCGGAGGCUGAUGUAAAUAUACAGGUUAAAGACAAGAAUACACCACUGACAGUUGCAUUCGAGGGAGGACAUGUGAGUGUGGUGGAGGAGCUGGUGAAGGCGAAGGCUGAUAAUAAUGCCAAGGAUAGACCACUGAUAGCUGCAUGUAAGAGAGGACAUCUGAAUGUGGUGGAGGAGUUAGUGAAGGCGGGGGCUGAUGUCAAUCUACAGGAUAAAUACGGGAAUACACCACUGACAGCUUCAUGCCUUUUAGGACAUGUGAGUGUCGUGAGGGAGUUGGUAAAGGCGGGGGCUGAUACCAAUAUACAGAAUAAUGACGGGGAUACACCACUGAUAGUGGCAUGUAAGAGAGGACAUGUGAGUAUAUUGAAGGAACUGGUGAAGGCGAAGACUGAUGUAAAUCUACAGGCUAAAGAUGGGAAUUCACCACUGACAGUUGCAUGCGAGGUAGGACAUGUGAGUUUGGUGGAAGAGCUAGUAAAGGAGGGGGCUGAUAUCAAUCUACAGAAUAAUGCCAGGGAUACACCACUGAUAGUUGCCUGUAAGAGAGGACAUCUAAGUGUGGUGGAGGAGCUGGUGAAGGCGGGAGUUGAUGUCAAUCUACAGAAUAAAUACGGGAAUACACCACUGGCAGCUGCAUGUCAUGGAGGACAUCUGAGUGUUGUGGGGGAGCUGGUGAAGGCGGAGGCUGAUGUAAAUCUACAGAAUCAAUUCGGGAAUGCACCACUAACAACUGCAUGUGUGUUAGGACAUGUGAGUGUGAUGGGUGAGCUGGUUAACGCGGGAUCUGAUAUCAAUCUACAGGAUAGAUACGGGAAUACACCACUGACAGCUGCAUGUAAGGGAGGACAUGUGAGUGUUGUGAGAGAGCUGGUGAAGGCGGGGGCUAAUGUCAAUCUACAGGAUCGUUACAGGGAUACACCACUAAUAGCUGCAUGUAAGCUAGGACAUGUGAGUGUGAUGGGGGAGCUGGUGAAGGCGGGGGCUGAUGUUAAUUUACAAAAUGAUUACGGGAAUGCACCACUGACAACUGCAUGUUUGUUCGGAGUUGUGAGUGUGGUGGGGGAGCUGGUGAAGGCUGGGGCUGAUAUCAAUCUACAGGAUAAAUGCAGGAAUACACCACUGACAGCUGCAUGUAAGAGAGGACAUGUGGGUGUGGUGGGAGAGCUGGUGAAGGCGGAGGCUGAUGUAAAUCUACAGAAUGAAUAUGGGAAUACACCACUAACAGCUGCAUGUGAGGGAGGACAUGUAAGUGUGGUGGGGGAGCUGGUGCAGGCGGGGGCUGAUGUCAAUUUACAGGAUAAACACAGGGUUACACCACUGACAACUGCAUGUAACUUAGGACAUGUAAGUGUGGUGGGGGAGCUGGUGAAAGCGGGGGCUGAUGUCAAUCUAGAGGAUAAAUGCGGUAAUACACCUCUGACAGCUUCAUGUCUUUUAGGACAUGUGAGUGCGGUGGGGGAGGUAGUGAAGGCGGGGGCUGAUACCAAUAUACAGGAUAAAUUUGGGAAUACACCACUGACAACUGCCUGUAAGAUAGGAUAUGUAAGUGUGGUGCGGGAGCUGGUGAAAGCGGGGGCUGAUGUCAAUCUAGAGGAUGAAUACGGGAAUACACCUCUGACGGCUUCAUGUCUUUUAGGACAUGUGAGUGCGGUGGGGGAGCUGGUGAAGGCGAGGGCUGAUACCAAUAUACGGGAUAAAUUUGGGAAUACGCCACUGACAACUGCAUGUAAGAGAGGACAUGUGAGUGUGGUGGGGGAGCUGGUGAAGGCGGGGGCUGAUGUCAAUCUACAGAAUAAUGACAGGGAUACACCACUGGUAGCUGCAUGUAAGAGAGGACAUGUGAGUAUAUUGGAGGAACUGGUGAAGGCGAAGGCUGAUGUAAAUCUACAGGUUGAAGACGGGGAUACACCACUGACAGUUGCAUGCGAGGGAGGACAUGUGAGUGUGGUGGAGGAGCUAGUGAAGGCGAAGGCUGAUAUCAACAUACAGAAUAAUUAUGAGGAUACACCACUGAUAGCUGCAUAUAGGAGAGGACAUACGAGUAUAGUAGAAAAGCUGGUGAAGGUGAUGAGUUAUAUCAAUAUACAGGAUAAUGACAUGAACACAUAGUAAGAAACGGUUCCUUACCAACAGUGGAAUGACUAAUACAUCAUGGAGCUAACCUGGUUACUCAGGUUGGUGAUGGCAAUGUGUCAGCAAUAUAUACUGAACAAACCAGACAUAAUGAUAUAUCUCAUACAGGAACAAAAUAAAAUCAUUUGAGGUAGAUUGAAUGACAAUUUACACAUAUUUACAGUCCCUCAAACGUUCUGCUUUACCAUUUUUCCAUUCGCUCUCCGGGCGUUCACUUUGUACUCUCCGUGCGUUCACCGUGCGCUCUCCGUUUACAGUGUUGCACUCAUUUGGAACAUCAAAGUGAAAGCAUCUUACGACCUUUGAGCAGUUAGGGUUCCUUAGCGUUCCACACCUACUGCGACACGGGGCAUCCGUUUUAAGGUCAUCUCCGAGGACCCGUGACGUUCACACCUGAUGUCGAGCGUUUGGCGAUGGAGCUGUCACUACCUGUUUUAACGACUUAAGUAUGUCGCGGCCGGGAUUCGGGCCCAGCCUCCCGCAUGCAGGGCGAACGCUAUAAUUUUAUUCAGUGAAUAAGAUAAAAAAAAAAAAUUGGUAAACUUUUGAUGCUGUAAAAGUUUUGAUUUUCUAUAGAUAAUCAAUUAUUUAUAAGUCUAAAAAUAUUGUCAAGGGCAAUAACUCUACUGCAUGUCUAUGACACAAUGAUUCCCCUAAUAUCCACAAUUAAUUUUUAUAUAUCUAUGAAUUAUCAGUUUUCUUACACUGUUGACAAUUAAAAAUUUUCAUUUCAACAAGUUUUUAUUAAUUUUCAUCAUUCUGUAUAACUAAAAUGUGUGUUUUUUUAUAUUGAUAUGUAUUUCUGUUUUUCUAUGUCUGACAUCCUUAGAAGGGUGGCAACAUCCACAUUUUUUAUGGUUAUUGAUUAGAUUAAACUAUAUUGAGUGGAUAUUAAUACAGUUUUUCCACUUUUAACCAUUAAUAUUGAUAAGUCAAAUGAGGAUCGACCCACCUUAAGCAUUUUGAAGUUACGGUAAAAGCACAAUUUAUUAUCUCGUCUCACUUGACAAACAUUUUAGCUAUACAAGUCAAUUUUUUACACCCCCUCUAACUUUAAAAAAAAAGCUUGAUGCUACAUUUCGAUACACAUUCGUGCCCGAAAAUCAAACUAAUUUCACAAGUCUUUCUGAUUAUUUAGGCCUAUAUUUAUGAAAGACAUUGUCAAUAAAUGUAUUUCCUCCUUUUCCAAAAUUUGAAACGCCUCGAAUAUUAAGAUGGAAUUUUUCUCGUACAUAAUUUCUGCCCCACAUAUAACAUACGUGUACUUUAGUACAAUAACCAAUUUUAACCGCAUAAAAACAUACAAAUAUUGCACAUUCUAAAUUUAAUUCAUGGUCACAUUAUUUGUUUUGUACGUAUAUUGAGCUAUAUGUUUAUCUGCACUAAAUGUCCGUUCUAUGUUGGACCGAACUGUCACUAUAUCUUUGUUUAGACUGAACAUACACAUGUAUUCAAAACAAACAUGUAGA
This is a messenger RNA of Ostrea edulis (European flat oyster), 8283 nucleotides long. RefSeq lists its product as uncharacterized. The transcript is spliced from 8 exons. NCBI's taxonomy places the organism in Eukaryota, Metazoa, Mollusca, Bivalvia, Ostreida, Ostreidae. The record is from RefSeq and is a predicted model, not a curated record. Gene Ontology annotation, molecular function: protein binding. The coding region runs from base 14 to 6790 and encodes 2258 amino acids.